UUUAAAAAAAGCAAAAGAGAAUAAAUGAAAUGAUGUAUGACUGUAGUGGAAAGAAGGAUGGUUGGUAAGCAUAGAAGGGGACGAUUUGGUGUAAAGUAGAUUUACUUGUAUUUCAUAAGCAUCCCAGAUCAUUAGAAUAACGCUCCUAUUUCCUUCUGCUUUAGUCAACAUGCUCAUGUAUGCCCUAAGAAAUCUAGUUCAAACCAAACUGAACUGAUUUUGAAGCUGAGUAGCCAGUUGCUGUUUAAAAUGCCAAUCGUUUAACGAGGAGGCAUCCAAAUGCCUUUGCCAAGGAUUUUAUUCUCAAGGACUUCCCAUUUGCAAAAAAAAAUUACUGAUCUAGGUUUAGAUAUUACAACUGUGCCUCUGUUACCAUUCGAAUACUUUUUCUAUUUCUUAACCUAAAUAUUUCCGAUUUCAUCAGUACUGGCUAUAAGCUUUUAUGAUAAAUGCUCCUUUUAUGUAAUCUGACUUUGAGUCUAAAUGUCAUGAAGAGCAGAUUUAAUCUGGCACUUUUUCACAGUCCUGUUUUAAUUUAUUUUUCAUUACCCAGGGAAACCAUUUGAGGUCACAACCAUUAUGACAACUGCAGUUUCCAAUAUCAUUGUUUCCAUUCUAUUUGGCAAACGGUAUGACUAUGAAGAUGCCACAUUUCUACGGCUACUGAAGUUAAUCAAUGAAAAUAUGCAACUUUCAGGAGCCUUGGAUAUAUUGAUAUAUAACUUAUUUCCCAGAUUGGCGUCCCUUUUCGGUUCUCAUAAGAGAAGACUGAAGAAUAGAAAAGAACUCCAUGAUUUCCUACAAGCCAUGUUUAUAGAACGUCUCAAAGAUCUUGAUGAAAAUGACCCAAGAAGUUUUAUCGAUUCAUUUCUUAUUCGGCAAAGAGAGGAGAAGAAGACGACGACUGAGGGAUAUUUCCACUAUGAAAACCUUAAAGCUGUUGUGGACGACUUAUUUGUUGCUGGUACAGAAACGACUGCAACCACACUGCGCUGGGCCAUACUCCUAAUGAUGAAGUACCCAGAAAUUCAGAGAAAGGUCCAAGAAGAAAUUGCAGAGGUGAUUGGAGAUCUCCAGCCAAGGACAGAACACCGAGCAAGAAUGCCUUACACCGAUGCAGUAAUUCAUGAAGUUCAACGGUUUGGUGAUAUUAUUCCAAUCAAUUUGCCACAUGCAACCAGCAUGGACAUCACUUUCAAAGGCUUCUUCAUUCCCAAGGGCACACACAUUGUUCCAUUGCUGUCAUCAGUGCUCCAAGAUGAAUCUCAGUGGGAGAAACCUCAUGAAUUCUACCCUGAGCAUUUUCUUGAUUCGGAAGGAAAAUUUGUGAAAAAAGAUGCAUUCCUGCCUUUCUCUGCAGGUCGGAGAGUAUGCGCUGGUGAGAACCUUGCCAAAAUGGAGCUCUUCCUCUUCUUUACAAGCCUCCUGCAGAGAUUUACCUUCCAGCCACCCCCAGGAACAUCUAAAGAUGACCUGGACCUAACCCCUGCAUUUGCGUUUACAACCCCUCCUAUGCCUUACAAGACCUGUGCCAUACCAUGUUCAUAAGAGACAAGACAUUGAUAACAGCCCUUUUCUCAGCCUUGGACAAUGCAAGUCUGUAUGGUCUUGGCUUAAUAGGUUGUUUGAAACUGAACUGUAAUGAUUUGCAUACACAUAAAAUCUAGAUUCUGAAAAAGUAGGGAAAUCAUGACAUGCUAAGUACUUUGUACUCUUAUUACUGAUUUUUUUUCUUUUGGAGCCAUUUCUUUCCUUUUAUCUUUUACUAUUUUUUCUGCCCUAAAAUUUUCUAUUUCUUUUGCUUUUACUUAUUUUAAUUCAUUUUUUAAGCAAUAUAGAUGUUUUUACAAUAGUUAAACAUACUUAUAUAUUUGUUUGUUUCAACAAGUUAUUGAUUGGGUUGUAGCAACAGUAACAGUAAUAGUAAUAGAAAAAGUCCAGUGUCUAGACUGCUUAGCUGGUUUCCAAGUGUGUUGUCUCUUCAUUAAACAUAUUUUGGC
Molecule: messenger RNA, 2000 nt
Organism: Python bivittatus (Burmese python)
Lineage: Eukaryota; Metazoa; Chordata; Lepidosauria; Squamata; Pythonidae
Source: RefSeq, a predicted model, not a curated record